Molecule: messenger RNA, 6100 nt
Organism: Pelobates cultripes (western spadefoot toad)
Lineage: Eukaryota; Metazoa; Chordata; Amphibia; Anura; Pelobatidae
Source: the annotation of a GenBank genome assembly
UGAGUUGUCACAGUAAGCUUAAUGUAAUCAUCAUAUGGGCUAGUCCUAGGAAAAAUAAAACAUGGUUAUGGUGCUUGGCCUUGAAAAACAGCCUCAGAUGACAGAGGGGAGCCCCAGGUCUUGAUUAAUUGCUAACUUCAUCGAAGCCCACUAUACUUAGGACUUACUGACAUUUUUUUGCGUCAUUAAAGAUUUUAGGUGUAAAGUGUAAUUGACUACAAUAUAUUUCUGUCGUUACAGAAUAUUCUAAUUCCUGUCCACAACCCCAGAGCCUGUUCUCAGGCUGCCUGAUUGGCUGAAUGAUGACAAACCGGAAUCAGAUGACGGAGAGGAUCCUGGAUCUGACGCUGGAGGUCAACUUUCUGCUGACUGGAGAGGUGAGGGAUUCUGGGAAUGUGACCAAUUACUUUUAUUAAAAAAAAUGUAUAAUGGAACUGUAGUUUGCUCGGGACAACUACAUUCAAAAUAACGAAGCAAGACUGAGAAAAGACAAAAUCAGGUUUCUACAAAUACAGAAACCUUUCUACCUUUACUAUCAUACAUCCCAAGCGCUAUUUAACUCCAUCCCUUAAUUCUGUUUUUGAUUUUGAUCUUUGAUUUCCUAACAACACUUUAGUACAGCAUUUCCCAAUUGGUAUUCCGCGGAACCAUAAGGUUCCGCAAGAACAAAAUUGGGGUUCCGUGGCGAUUUGCCCAUCGGGUGGACCAAGCAUAUAGUGGUGAUUGCGAUUGGAUCCCUGUAGUAUUGGAUGCUGGGAGGAAGUGAUGUCACUUCCUCCCAGACAGAGCACGCCACCGGGAGGUAGAGAGGGAGCAGCAGGGACUGAACAGCACACCAACCUCAGCCAGCAGCACUGAAAACCCUCCUGCAGAAAAAAGGUAAGUGAACAGCAAAUUUAAACAUGUGUGUAUCUGCCAAUGUGUGUGAAUCUGUGUAUGUGUGUGUGCCUGUAUCAGUGUGUGUAAAUCUGUGUGCCAAUGUGUGUUAGUGGCUGUGUGUUAGUGGCUGUGUGUACCUGUCAGUAUAUGUGUGGCGGAACCAACCUCGCCACUAUGCACUGGAGAAGCCUGGUUGCCCGCCUGCUGCCUUUAGACUAUGGCCCCAUGUUGAAACGCUUGAUUUUCCCCUGCGAAGACACGAAAGCCGGGUCAUUCGGUGCUUGCCCUGUUUGAGCAGUGAUACCCCAGAUAGCUAUGCCAUGGAGCCCAUUCGUAUAAUGAAAUACUAUGGGAAAGACUUUGGCUCCAUGGCAAUUGAACUGUAUGUGUGUGCUCCGAGCGCCAUUCAGUAAUAAUGUGCGCUCAGAUCUGAGCUAUCUGGGGAUAUGUUGAAUGUACCUGUUUUGGCAAUGGCUGCACAGUUAUAUAUUUGUAUGUGUUUUAUUGUCUUUUGCUGCCAUGUGUUCAAUGGAGUUUUGCCUCUGUCCUUGGAGAUAAUUGGAUUACUUCCCAAUUAUCUCCAGGGUAGAAGACUCUGUGUAACUGGUUUUGGGCAAAAAAGCCAUGCUUCAUUUGGUUACAAAGGACUACGAUCUAUCUUUUGAACCACUUGACCAAUUUGUAUGAUUUUGACAUAUGUUUGUAUUUGGAGUAUGCUGAUUCUGAAAAUGUAAGUUUUAUGUGAAUGAUGCAUACUUUUAAACUUAUGAAUAAUGUGGAAAAACGGUAUUUCUCUGUUUGUGAUAAUUACAUUACCCAUUGUGUAAGGUAAUUGUAUCACAGGCAGAGGGGAGGAUUUUGUGUGGGAGUUUCUUUCUGUAAUGUACGUGUGUUAUUGGUUGUUCUGUAAAACCCUGUGGUCAGUACUAAAUUUGUGGAUUGAGAAUAAAAGAGGCUGUAUGUGCCAGUCCAGUCAGUUCUGCUUGACCUCAAAACGAAGUGUCGUCUCGUUAUUGGGGGAAUUGGAUUUAUGCUGAUUGCCAGGAGUGUAAGCUGAUUGUAUGCUUUUCCUGUUCAGCUGCUUACAGCAUUCAUAUGCUUGAGAGCAUUCAUAUGCUUCUCCGGUUCGGUGGUUGUGGUGUCUGCUGCAGUGCUUGGAGUCCUCAGGAAGCGCUAGGAGCCUACUUCAACGGAGGUACCCAGUCGGGGUGCCAGGUGAUCCGUUACACCCUUCUUUACUAAAUAACCAUGUCAGUGAGGGCUAACUCUUUUAACAGAAUACUUUAAAUUUCACGAAGUGAAACACUAAAUAAAUGUUAAUUCUUAUUUGUAGUGUGUCUUUAUCUAACUCCAUUGAUGCCCAUUAACCUCCAUUCAUUAUGUAGGAUUAUAUUGUUGUAAAGAGGCCUGCUGAUUCCAUACUACAGAGUAACAGCCCCUGUGUGUCUGAUGGAUCGAACAGAACCCCGAACACCAGCACGGUGCCUCCCCCUCACUCACUGAUACAUGAUGGAAACAAUGAGCAGAAGGUCCUGAAACUGACCAAUCAGAUCAUCCACCUGCUGACUGGAGAGGUGAGGCUGCUGGGAAUGGGACAUCAUAGAGUAAAACCAAGGGAUGUGUCUGGAUGGUGACUGUAUCCUAGUGUGUGUCAGGUUCCUGUUGGCUGUGAGGAUGUCAACACGCUGUGGAAUAAGUUGCCACUGUAUAAAUGCUAAUAAUAACCAAAAACUGUCUGCUUUUCUUGUAGGUGUGGGAAUACUUUGAAAAACACAAGGAACCGUACAUAGACAUGGUGGUGCAGACUCCCCAACCUCUCAGCUCACCGGGUAAGUGAAGGUUUAGCAGAGAGAGAAUGUGUGCAUGCAUGUGUGUAGCAUUGAAACGAUAAGAAAUUAGUUAGCAAGAUAAAUUUGCCAAUGUACAUUCACAGACAAAACCAUGCAAUAAAAAUACAACUUUGUGAUUUCAGUAAAUUACUUGAACUUUCUUCCAGGGAGGUUAAACAUAUGCUCCACCUCUGAUUACUCCGAUCUUUCUAGAGACACAGUAGAGCCCUUGUUUAACUAAAUGGAAAACCCAUCAUUUUACAUUUAACUUUGGGGGACAAAGCCUUUCAAUAUUUCAAAUGUUUGUCUUUGAUACAAAGAAUGAAUGGGGCCUCCACUAAAUUCUUUACAAAGCUUUGGGCUGCUAAAUGUUUGCUUGCUUGUGUGUGUAUGGCCUGUCACCUCACUCUCGCCUUUCUCCUAUUGUUUAAUGUUCUUAAUUUCUGAUUUCUUUUUAAAACCCAAGACAAAGUAGGGACUACUUCCUGUCAAAUCUGGACAAAGCGUGGAAUUUAAAGCAAGCUCCAUGUUCCUGGCCAUCUUGUCACUGUAACAAAGGAAGUGUAGCUUGCCUUAAACUCCACCCUUUGAGAACAUUUGUCAGACGUAGGAAAAAUAGGUAAAGGAAAGUAGUCCCUACUUCGUUUUAAAAAGAAAAGACAGAAAUGAAGCAAAGAAGCACAUAUUCUGAAAGUGGAAGAGAACAAUAUGAGAAAGGUAUUUUGGAGAGCCACUUUGAAGGGGCACUAUAAUCACCAGAACAACUACAGAUUAUUGAAUUUGUUCUGGUGAGUAGAAUCAUUACCUUCAGGCUUUUUUGCAGUAAACAUGGUCUUUUCAGAGAAACGCAUUGUUUACAUUACAGUCUAUAACUUCACUGGCCACUCCUUGGAUGACUACUAGAGGUGCUUCUUGGGGCAGUGCUGCACAGUGUGCAGUACUGCCAUACAGUGUCUCCACCUUCUGCAUGGUUCCACUGAACAUUCCUCAUAGAGAUAAAUUGAUUCAAUGCAUCUCUAUGAGGAGAUGCUGAGUGGCCAAGGCUGUGUUUGGCUAGUGCUGGCUCUGUCCCUGAUCUGCCUCCAAUUGGGAAGCAUUGUGAUUGGCUGAGCCAAGCAGGCAGAUCAGAGGCAGUGGCAGCAGCAGCAGACUGGCAUAAAAGUAUGAUUUUUACUUUAUUUAGGGAUGCCAGGGGAGCUAGAUGAUGGCUUUAACACUAUAGGGUCAGAAAUACAUGUUUGUGUUCCUUUAAUAAAACGUGGGAGGACCAAAUGUUCAAUAAGACAUUAUAAAAACAGAAAUAUAAUAGUAAAAAAAGGUUGGAGUAACCCUUUAAUUGGUAUGAUAGGAUGGAUAAAGUAACUCUUCCAGAUUAUUGCUAUAAAUAAAGGAAGGGGGUACAUAGUAUGACCCCUCGGAAGUGUGCACACACCCUCAAAACACCCCCUACUCAGUGUGCAGUGUGUCCUUCUAAAAUCAUCCUGCAUUAUUUAACUGGAACAUGAGCUUUAACAGGCAUAUUUACUAAAGAAUGAACUGUUGAGACUGUAAAGAUAAUUUCAAAUCUGAUUAUAUCUCUAAAUAUUUUCUUCAUUUACUUUGUUUUCAUAAUGACUUUUGACUGGAGACUUGAAAUUGAGUUUAAUUUUACUAUAAAUUCCUCAAGGUUCACACUUUAGUGAAUAAUGCAGGAAGUAUUUGUUCCUAUAUCUACGUACAUUAAUGUGUUCUUAGUUGUACUUUCCAAUGUCCGUAUUGGUAGGUGAACUGUGUGUGUGUUAUCCAACUCUUAGUGUGCAUUAAGAACCCAUUCUAUCUCUCCAUUUGAUUUUUUUUUAGAUGAUCCUGUGACAUCUGAAGUUGGUAAAUUUCACACUCCUGUUUCUCCACCUAAUUGUACAACCAAUGAUAAUAACGUUACAAAUAAUCAGAAAAGAAAUGUACUAAACACAAUCAAGAGUAAAGCUGUGAAACAUGAUGAUGACUUAUAUGAAGAAAGGACAUUAAGGGAUGGCAAAAUAUGCUCACACAAGGAACCUAAACAGACCGAAUAUCCAUCUAGUCAUAUUAAGAAAGAAUUAGCCACCUCUGAACCAGGAAAUCUCACCGACACUGACAUUUACACACCCACAGAACAUACACACAGUGAAUAUCUGUCUACGUGUAUUGAAGAAAAAUCAGACUCAUGUGAAGAAGGAAAUCUUCCAGACUGUGAUAGUUAUGAAAAAACAAAACACGCACAGACAGAAUAUUCUUCUUGUCUUGAAAAGAAAUCAACCUCAUGUGAAGAAGGAUAUUUCCCUGAUGUGGACCUUUAUACACCUAAAGAACAUACACAGACAGAAUAUCCACCUGCUCAUAUUAAGGAGGAACCAUGGGAGGAAGGAACUCUCACAGAUACUGAAAGGUAUAUUCUCCCUGAACAUACACAGAGAGCAUAUCAGCCUCCUCGGAUUAAGGAUGAAUCUGCCUUUUGGGAAGCAGGAAAUCUUGCAGACAUUCAGCCCCAUACUUAUUGUAUUGAUGUCCAUAACAUUGCCAGUGGUAGCACACAACAAGGGAAGAACAUGAAAGUACUACAUCAAAGACAAUACACCAUGGAUAAGAUCUGUAAUAGCUUUGGGGAUUGUGAGAUGUCCGCUUCCAAUUUGCAUCUUAAUAAACAUCAGAAUCAACCUAAAGGAAAUAAACGGUCUUGUUCUGAAUGUGGGAUAAAUUUCACAUGUGAAGCAGAUUUCAUUGGACAUUCAUGUUUUAAUCAGAAAUCACAUCUUCUCCAACCUCACAGGACUUACCAAGAAGAGAAAUCACUCUCCUGCUCUGAAUGUGGGAAAUGCUUUUUUAAGAGCAAAUAUCUCAUUCAGCAUCAACUCAUUCAUGCCAAAAAACAGAGUUUUUCUUGUACUGUUUGUGGAAAGUAUUUCAAAUUACAGAGUACUCUAAAGUCACAUCUGAGGAGCCACACAGGAGAGAAACCAUUUUCAUGUUCUGAAUGUGGGAAAUGUUUCAGUGAAAAAUCCUCUCUUAAUAGGCAUCAGAGGGUUCACACAGGAGAGAAACCAUUUUCAUGUUCUGUCUGUGGGAAAUGUUUUAGUUGGUUGCCUAGUCUGUAUAUUCAUAUGAGGAGUCAUACGGGAGAGAAGCCUUUUUCUUGUUCCAAAUGUGGAAAAUGCUUCCGUUGGCUCUCAAGUCUUAAUGCACAUUUAAAGAGUCAUGCAGGAGAGAAAUUAUUUUUCUGUUAUGAAUGCGGGGCAUUUUUUACAGAUAAAUCAAACCUCAUUUCACAUCAGAUGAUUCACACAGGAGGACCUGUUCAAUAAAUGUUUUUUACUAUUACACUGGCUCUGACAUCCAGUAAAUCUAUAAUUGCAUCACACAAAGCUACAUCGGGG